Molecule: messenger RNA, 3142 nt
Organism: Enhydra lutris kenyoni (northern sea otter)
Lineage: Eukaryota; Metazoa; Chordata; Mammalia; Carnivora; Mustelidae
Product: phosphatidylglycerophosphate synthase 1
Exons: 9
Coding region: 1210-2553 (447 amino acids)
Biological process (GO): cardiolipin biosynthetic process
Cellular component (GO): mitochondrion
Molecular function (GO): CDP-diacylglycerol-glycerol-3-phosphate 3-phosphatidyltransferase activity
Source: RefSeq, a predicted model, not a curated record
ACACGAAUCCUCUGGGUUCAAAUUAGCAGUGAUGUUAGAAUUAAGGUCAGACAGGCAGAACGGUGGUAGAUAAUAGGAAAUACAUGUAGAAAUUAAUUUUCCUACAGAAUAAACUGUGCUUGAUUUGGAUACUUGUACUUUUUCCUUUUGGCCUCUUGUCCCGUAGAUCCACACUCAGCUUAAUUUCUGACUGGCUCCUUCCAGAGAGCAUUCUGCGUGUGUGUGUGCGUGCGUGUGUGCGUGCACGUGCUCACACCACUUCCCUGCGCUGCUCAUCAGUCCUGGCAUCUUUGUGGAGAAGGGAUGUUAAGGUGCUUUGCUCUUUGCUCCUGCUUGGUUCUGUUCGGCUGGAAGAAACAGGUGUUGCAGAGGCUGUUCUUUGUGUUCUAGUCAGCUCGGGGUUGAAGGACCGGCUGCGUCUCCGCGUGGCCGUCCCCUGGCUGAGCACCUGCCUGGGCGGGGCCGUGGGGGACAGGAAGGGCCCCAGGGCUUGGCCCUGCUGCGAGGAAGCCCUGAUCCUGCCCUUUGAACCGGUUCCGGGCAGACUCUGGUGCAGGAUUGCGUGGGGUGUGUGUCUUCCCUGGGCCCACAGAGCGGCCUUGCUCCCUGAGAGGCGAGUGCAGCCUGCGGUCUGCCUGGCCUGCGAGCCCUCGUCCCAGCGCCUGAGCCGAGGUGCCUCCGCUUGAGUCACGGUUCGCUCCGUAUAACCGUGUUCCCUGCCGGCAUCGGCCUCCCAAACAACCAAGGCGAGGAGGCGGCGAACGUGGGACAUUAUCUUGUGCUUUCCUGGCCUGCGGGCCUCGUGCCAGUGUGUUCGUGUGUUUCUGUGGUCGGUGCCCCUCCCGUGCCUGCCGUGCGGGCUGUGGGUGCCGCAUCGCUCCUGGGUGGGAAAGCAGGCGUGUGUCCUGCUUCCUGCCUCCCUCCUCCUGCGAGGCCUGGCCCACCUGCCUCUCCUUGCGGAGCCUGACCUUUGGCACACCACCCAUCGUUCUGCGAACCCCCCACCCCCGCCCCACCACCAGGGCAGGGUGCUUCGAGCUCCGGAGGGCGUCGUGGUUCCCCACACUGGAGCAGGUCUAGAGAGAUCACUUGGCCUGUUUGGACUGAGGUGACAUAGUCAUCUUUGAGUGCUGGUCUGUUCUCUCCUUGUGCUGGGGACCCGUCGGCGCUUCAGAGGAAAUACGUGCCCGCUCACCGUGAAGGCCAGCCAUGCAGAGUCAGAUCAACGCGGCCAAGAGACGCGUGGUGAUGGCGUCACUCUACCUGGGGACAGGUCCUCUGGAACAGGAACUGGUAGAUUGCCUGGAACACACUCUGGAAAAGUCACUCCAAGCCAAGUUUCCUUCAGACCUCAAGGUGUCCAUCCUCUUGGACUUCACGCGGGGCUCAAGAGGUAGAAAGAACUCCCGCACCAUGCUGCUCCCGCUGCUGCAGAGGUUUCCAGAACAGGUCCGCGUCUCUCUCUUCCACACGCCUAACCUGCGCGGGCUUCUCAGGCUCCUGAUCCCUGAGCGCUUCAACGAGACGAUCGGCCUGCAGCACAUUAAAGUGUACCUCUUUGACAACAAUGUCAUCUUGAGCGGCGCUAACCUGAGCGACUCAUACUUCACCAACCGCCAGGACCGCUACGUGCUCUUGCAGGACUGCCCCGAGGUCGCGGACUUCUUCACGGAGCUGGUGGGCGCAGUGGGGGAUGUGUCUCUGCAGCUGCAGGCGGACAACACGGUGCAGGUGUUGGAGGGGAUGGUGCAUCCUUACAAAGGUGACCGGGCUGCGUACUGCAGGGCGGCCAACAAGAGGGUGAUGGAUGUGAUCAACUCCGCCAGGGUCCGCCAGCAAGUGCUGCACGCCCAGACCUUCCACGGCGACUCCCUUUUGACUCAGGAGGACGCAGCCGCCGCUGGGGACCGGAGGCCAGCCCCUGACACCUGGAUUUACCCACUGGUUCAGAUGAAGCCCUUUGAGAUCCAGAUCGACGAGAUCGUCACUGAGACCUUGCUGACAGAGGCUGAGCGAGGCGCCAGGGUCUACCUCACCACCGGCUACUUCAACCUGACCCAGGCCUACAUGGACCUGGUCUUGGGCACGCGGGCUGAGUACCAGAUCCUGCUGGCCUCCCCGGAGGUGAACGGCUUCUUCGGGGCCAAGGGGGUGGCGGGGGCCAUCCCGGCUGCGUACGUGCACAUCGAGCGGCAGUUCUUCCGUGAGCUGUGCAGCCUGGGCCAGCAGGAGCGCGUCCGGCUGCAGGAGUACUGGCGGAGGGGCUGGACGUUCCAUGCCAAAGGCCUCUGGCUGUACCUGGCAGGGAGCAGCCUGCCCUGUCUCACGUUGAUUGGCUCUCCUAAUUUUGGGUACAGGUCAGUUCACCGGGACCUGGAGGCCCAGAUCGCCAUAGUGACAGAGAGCCGGGCCCUGCAGCAGCAGCUCCACCAGGAGCAGGAGCAGCUCUACCUGCGCUCAGGUGUGGUGUCCUCCGCCACCUUUGAGCAGCCAAGCCGGCAGGUGAAGCUGUGGGUGAAGAUGGUGACUCCGCUGAUCAAGAACUUCUUCUGAGGACCGACAGGAACGGCCUUGAUGAAGAUGACAGGCAUGGCCGGCGUCAGCUCCUUCAGCCUGGCCUCGGCGAGGACUCCGGUCUGGGUGUCCCAGCGAGCUCCUGCAGGACAGCACCGUGAGCGCAGGCUGGCCCGUGAGGCCGUGCCUGGGCGCCGCAUGGCAUGCCGGCAGCGAGCUGGGGUGCGGGGGGCACUAGGGGCUGGGCCAGCGCGGGCACGGCCGGACGCGUGGCUGUGAGCACAGAACCCGGCAGAGUGUUGGGCCCUCGGGGACUGCGGGGACCCCGCCACGUGCCUCUGAGGGACGGCACCGCCUCCAGCUCUCGGGGCCACCUGUUUACGUAUGUGGUGUUUUCAAACCUGUCGGUCAGCCUCGUCAGCCUCAGUGGCAGGAAGUGGUGGCUCCGCCUGGAAGUCCCAGGAGGCCACAUGCACAUCGCCCCGUCCGCGUGUGCACGCACAGGCACCGGUCCUAGUGCACGCGCACCUGUGACUUGCCUUUAACCAGACUGCUGUCGUUUCUACUCAGCCUGUUAAUGGUGUUUGUGUUUCCUGUCCGUCACUCCAAAAUAAACGUGGAGAGCGGC